Trematosphaeria pertusa is the source of this 1340-nucleotide messenger RNA. RefSeq names its product GroES-like protein. Bases 62 to 1243 code for a protein of 393 amino acids. The transcript has a single exon. Gene Ontology annotation, molecular function: oxidoreductase activity, acting on NAD(P)H. NCBI's taxonomy places the organism in Eukaryota, Fungi, Ascomycota, Dothideomycetes, Pleosporales, Trematosphaeriaceae. The record is from RefSeq and is a predicted model, not a curated record.
GAUCGAGACUCAUAUCCAGACCACUCCGUAAACCGAAGCCACGACGACACCGGACAUCAAAAUGAAGGCCCUCGUGCUCGAUGCAGAAAACAGAACAGCGAACGUCCAGGACAUCCCCCGGCCUUCACCAGGCGCGCACGAGAUCCUUGUGAAAGUCGAGGCGAUAUCGCUCAACCCUAUCGAUCCUCUUUACGUCGCUCACCCCCUGGCAGAGUCGGGCCGCACGGUCGGGAGUGAUUUCGCAGGAAUCGUCUCUGAACUUGGGUCUCAUAUCCCUGCCUCCAAUACUCUCAAGAUUGGCGACCGCGUCUCGGGAUUCUUGCAGGGGGUAUGCAGUGUCAAUGACCGGCCGGGAGCAUUCGCGGAAUAUCUCGCUAUACCCUGGGAUCUCGUGUGGAAAGUUCCAGAGAGUGUUGGGAUUGAAGAAGCGGCCGGAGUCAGUCUGGUAGCUUUGACCGCUGCGCAGGGCAUGUGGUAUCGCCUGGGGUUGAAGGCUCCUUUCGCAUACGAUGAAGCGAAGGUAUUGGGUGAACAUUCCGAACGGGCUGCGGGUCGAAUGGAAGAUCAGGGGGAGGCGGACGUCAUUAACUUCUUCGUAUACGGAGCUUCGACAUCAGUAGGUCUCUACGCAGCCCAAAUGAUCCGACUGAGCGGAAGAGCGAAUGGCAGGAAGGUUCGGCUGUUCGGAGCAGCGAGCAAAGCGAGAUGGGAGAUGCUAAGAUCCGAGCCAUAUGGGUACGAUCAUCUUGUUGACUAUCGCGACGGAGAUUGGCCUGAGCAAAUCCGGAGGCUGUCUGAGGGUGCUGGCAUGCACUACGCAUACGAUUGCAUAUCGGAGGGCAGUUCAGUCGAAAGGGUCUCCUCGAUCUUAGCCAGCAACGGAAGGAGCGCCAUAGUCCGAUCGCGCGCAGGAGGCGCUUGGAAGGCUGGCCAACUCCCUGUCGAGCCGAUAUAUGGUGCGGUCUGGGAAGGCCUUGGCGAAGAAGUCCAGUACCAAGGUUUUACUAUCGAAAAGUCGCCUGCAGCACGGGCAUUCGCCGUGGAGUUCUAUCAGUGGCUCAGCAGUGCUGUCGGCUCACAGUUGAAGCCCGUUCCUAUCAGAUCGAUGCCUGGCGGUCUGGAAAGGGUCGUUGAGGACGGCUACAGGCUGCUUGGAGCCGGGAAAAUGGAAGAAAGACAGACGAAGAGGGCCGAGGAAUGGAUGAAUCCGGUGAGCGCUGAAAAGCUGGUCUACCGGCUCUGAGAACGGUGAAGGACUGACAGAAGGGGGAUGAUCUUGACCUAGCUCGCGGGUUUAGCACAAAAUGUAGCCCAAAUUUAACCUUUCUUUGAAGCCCCCA